Molecule: messenger RNA, 1478 nt
Organism: Osmia bicornis bicornis
Lineage: Eukaryota; Metazoa; Arthropoda; Insecta; Hymenoptera; Megachilidae
Gene: resilin
Product: pro-resilin
Exons: 6
Coding region: 60-1478 (472 amino acids)
Cellular component (GO): extracellular matrix
Source: RefSeq, a predicted model, not a curated record
CGAGGGAAAUAACGGUGGCUAAGUUUAUUGUUCGACGGAAGAUCCAUCGUUUCAGCGCCAUGUCUAAGAUUGGAUUAGCAGUAUUUAUCGUUGCGCUCACCCUGGUGCGUUCCGAGCCUCCAGUGAAUUCUUAUUUACCACCGGGCGGAGGUGGUCCCGGGGGUGGUAAUGGUGGAGGUGGCGGAGGUCCUUCAAACACUUACGGACCACCUGGAUUCGAUGGUCAGAAUGGUAUCGGUGGAGGCCCUGGAGCUUCCGGUGGUGGUUUAUCGAAUAGUUACGGAGUACCUACUGGUGGAAACGGUUUCAACGGUGGUGAUUCUGGCAAUGGAAGACCUAGCUCGAACGGUGGGCGAAACGGUGGUAGCAGAGGAAAUGGUUUCGGAGGUGGUCAGCCUUCCAGCUCUUACGGGCCGCCAUCCAGUGGAUUCGGUGGAAACGGAGGAUCUGGUGGCGGAAGACCCUCGAGCAGCUAUGGAGCACCUGGUGGAGGAAAUGGAUUCGGCAAUAGUGGAAACAACGGCGGUAGCAAAAACGGAUUCGGUGGCAGUCCAUCGAGCAAUUAUGGCCCUCCGGAAAGUGGAAACGGAUUCGGUGGUGGUAAUGGGGGUGGAGCUCCGUCUGGCCUCUACGGACCUCCGGGAAGGAAUGGAAACGGAAAUGGUGGCAAUGGUGGGCGACCAUCGAGCAGCUACGGUACUCCUGAUAGGAACGCUGGAAGACCGUCAGGACUUUACGGACCACCUGGCAGAAAUGGAAAUAACGGUGGCAACGGCGGAUAUCCGUCCGGAGGACCCAGUGGCAACGGAGGUGGCAAUGGGGGCUAUCCAGCUGGUGGUCCAGGUGGCAGCGGAGGCUUUCCUUCUGGUAGUCCAGGCGGCAACGGAGGCUAUCCUUCGGGAGGUCCUGCUGGAAAUGGAGGCUAUCCCUCUGGAGGUCCAGGUGGAAACGGUGGAGGCAAUGGUGGAGGUUACGGAGAAAAUGCGGAUGAUGGAAGUAACGAACCAGCAAAAUACGAAUUCUCUUACGAAGUAAAAGAUGAUCAAUCCGGGGCUGAUUACGGACAUACCGAAAGCAGAGACGGCGACCGAGCUCAAGGAGAAUUCAACGUAUUACUUCCCGAUGGAAGGAAACAAAUUGUUGAAUACGAAGCCGAUCAAGAUGGGUUCAAGCCUCAGAUUAGAUACGAAGGUGAAGCGAACUCGCAAGGAUAUGGAUCUGGAGGACCAGGGGGUAACGGUGGAGGUGAUUUUGGUAGUAAUGGAUAUCCAAGUGGCGGACCUAACGGAGGUGGCAAUGGUUACCCUUCAGGAAGGCCAGGUAAUGGACCUGACUUCAACGAUGGAGGUUUCCCGUCCGGGAGACCAGGUGGUGCCAACGGUGGAUACAGAAACGGAAACAAUGGUGGCAAUGGUAAUGGAGGAUAUCCAUCCGGAAGCGGUGGCGACGCUGGGGCCAACGGAGGAUACCAAUACUAA